CCGAGCUGCAUCAUAUACCUAACAUGGCAUCAAAACUUCAUCAAAAAGCUUUUUCUCAGUGUGAGAAGAUGUUUGUGGUGCUGGGCAGCCCUUUGGGAAGAAUUGAGAUAUUUGGAUGCAAGCUGGGGGUCCAUGAAAUCCACCUGGAGGAAAAUGCUGUGCUACAAAAUGGCACUGUGGAUGCCUCUGUGUCAUGUGAAGUAUGUGAAUCCUCAGAGGAAACAGCACAGCCACUGAAACAGUGUGUGGCUUGGUUUCAGGCCUAUUUCUGUGAACCCUGGAUGAUAGAGAAGCUUCCAGUGCCCCCUUUUCACCACCCGCUGCUGGAGAACGCUUCAUUCACCAGAGAAGUGUUGUGGACCCUGUUGAGAGAUGUGAAAUUUGGAGAGGCAGUUUCUUACAAGCAAUUAGCGAACCUGGCAGGCAACAGCAAGGCAGCCAGAGCUGUGGGAGGAGCAAUGAGAAGCAAUCCUGUCCCUAUUAUAAUACCGUGCCACAGAGUGAUUUGCAGCAGUGGACAGACUGGCAACUACACAGGAGGAAGUCAUCUGAAAGAGUGGCUUUUGUCACAUGAGAAGCUUCAGAAGGAAAAGUUAGCAUAUUGAUGCAGUUCAGGCACAGCUGUUAUUCAGCCAAAACACAUAACCAAAGAUACUUGGCUUAUAACAAGCUUUCAGAACACACAGUAGAAUUCAGGAAAAUGGUAAAUAUUUGAGUGACAUAUAAAUAUAAUACAACAUCCGAAGCGAAAUGUGUGGUGGCACUACUAUAUUAAAAAAGCUGAAUGUGUCCUAAGGGAUACAGCUUGUAUGCCCUUUCUUGUUUUUACAUUUUACAGCAGAAUGAGUACAGCGGACUGUGCCUGUUGUGCAUGUAUUUUGUUCCCAUCUCUAGUGCUGUUUUGUUCUAUUUUUAAUGUCCAUUAAAGCAAGGAUAAGGGAGUGGGAGGGGCAUGGCAAAUGUUAGAUGCAACUGCCCCUCUAAGGAAGCAUCUGGCUCGCAGAGGGGACAGCCGGGAAUCCACAGCCUUCGCGUGUAUUCGGAGAGCCAAAUUAAAUGCAUAAGCUUCAACACACACCUCCCCCUGUUCCUGCCUGGAUUUGUAUUUGUCCAAAUUGAAAAGCUUGUACCUCUGCCAGGCUUGGUGCCCAAGAUUCUCCUGUUUUCUUUGAUGUUUGAACUGUUGAAAUGAUGUUUUACGUAAACAGUUGUUAAUGAAACGCACUGAAAACCCAUUCAAAAGGAAACGGCUAUUGAAUUGCCUAUUCACAGCUUUUCUUUUCAGAUCAUUGUAGAUGGCUUAAAAAGAUAUGAAUAAAAAUAUUUUGUCUCCAUUA
Molecule: messenger RNA, 1337 nt
Organism: Lacerta agilis (Sand lizard)
Lineage: Eukaryota; Metazoa; Chordata; Lepidosauria; Squamata; Lacertidae
Gene: MGMT
Product: O-6-methylguanine-DNA methyltransferase
Exons: 5
Coding region: 24-605 (193 amino acids)
Biological process (GO): DNA repair
Cellular component (GO): nucleus
Molecular function (GO): methylated-DNA-[protein]-cysteine S-methyltransferase activity
Source: RefSeq, a predicted model, not a curated record